UCUGCACCUUCUCUCUCUGAGUUCCUGUUUAGUCACAGCAAAGCACGGCAGGCGUGCUGAAGACUACUCCUGUUGUUACUGCCGUUGUUCAGUCUAUGUAGGCUGAUAGAACUUGAUGCUGAAGGAUGUGGUUACAUUUCCACCUCUAUUCAUCUUAAGCGCAGGAUUACACUGCAAGGACAUCGGUUCCAUCUCAGCCCACACAUUGAUAAGAGGCAAAGAAAUCAUGGGAAGAGGAUAAGAACUCCAGUUACAAUCAAGAUGCAGCACACCUCGUGCACAGAGGACCGGAUCCAGCACGCUCUGGAGAGAUGCCUGGAUGGACUCCGGCCGUCAGAAAUCCUGUCACAAUCCUGGAACGCUGGCUGGUGUAUGAACCGCUGGAGUCUAGAAGAGCUGGUUAAGAGGGACCCGGAAAAUUUUCUAAUUCUGCUUCAGCAAAUUCUCAGAAAAGCCAGAGAGGUUCAGCAGGAGUGUCGGUAUGAGCUUGUGGCCCCCUUGGCUCUCAUGUUUGAGUCCACACUUCUGCAGAUGCCUCUUUGUCCAUCUGAAGGAGAGAUUCUGACAGAAGCCUGUGAAGUGUUUCAUGACUUUCUGGCAUGGCCUGAACCCUACUGUAGUGUGUGUCGGAACCUGCUCUCUACUUUACACCAAGAGCUUAGAGCUCCAGGUAUUUCGUACCACAGGUUGGUAAGAGAGGAACAAGGCCUUGCCACCUCCAGUCAGCGUUCUAAGAUCAUUACGGUGUUGUUGAUGAACCCGGCUGAGGUGCCUGCUGAGUUCCUGUCUGUGGCGGAGCAGCUCAGUGGAGCAGAGGUCUCACAGAGAGAGAGUAGCAUUACACUCAUUAAACACAGCUACCAGGCAGUGCUCGGAACUAAAUACCCACUACAGACCAUCAGCAGCGCUCUACAGUGCCUUAGUGAUGAUGAGUUGGCACAGAUCCUGUCCACAGUGAGUGAUCUUCUAGAGUCUGCAGCAGUCAUGACGGAUAUAGCUAAAGCUCAAGAACAAGUCAAGGGUGGUCUGGAGGCGCUGCGAGAAAAACUGGGCAUACCAGCCUCCAACGGCAAGACUUCAGAUGGGGUUCUUCAGAUGCUCGGCCUCCCAGCAGCCAAGUGCUACACCUUCCAUUGGGACAAGGAUAAUUUUGAUGUUCUAAACGACCUUCUAGAAAUGGAGUCUGAAUUGACCUUAUCUCAAACAUCUGAGGGUAUGGAGGAGGAUGAUGUUGACAACGUUGAUGUGGAAGAUGAUGAAUAUGAUGACAUGGAGGAAGGGUUUGUAUUAAACGGUUGCACUGACUAUCGGGCCUCGACCUUUUCCACGGUCUCCUCGCUUUCCACGGCCUCCAAAGACUCCAUGUUCUCCACUCUCUCGGUCGCUUCCUCCGAAUACUCUCCCCUCUCCACACUCUCCUCCUCCUCUCAAGCUUCAGGCACUGACAGUGACUUCUGCGAGGACGCAGAGGAGGACAGUCUGAGCACAGCGUCCGUGCCCAAGUCCAAAACAAGUGCACGGUUUUCCAAGCGCCUCUCGCGACUCUUCAAACCUCGCGGCAACUCUCUAUGUCGAGCUAAAAGCCUGGGCAGCCCUGAGGCUAAAGAAUUAGUUAUAGCUGUCCGCUCUAAGAGAUCCAAUUCUCUGCCACAGCAAGUGCGACUGCGGAGCUCUGAGAUAGGGUUCCCAGUGCCCCCCCUGUCACAGCUGCAGUAUGUUUGCUAUAGAAGAAGACCCAUUCUGAGUACUGAUGAUGUGGAAGGGCCUCCAGGGGCCACGAUUCUCCGAGUGGUGGUGUUCGGUGCAGAUCAUGUGGCAGGAAGAGUUGCCCGUGCCUAUGGCAACCUAAGAAAAAGAGAAGGAGACUGUCCAAACCUGACCAAGGCUUUCAGGAUGAAGUUUUUCUUUGUGCCUGUAAGAAGGGAUUCAACUCCAGCCAGUUUCUCCACAAGGAACUCUGGUUCUUCUCUGCAGUUGUCAGUGAGUCCAGUGAAGUCAGCCGUCUCUAACACUGAUCUCAGUGGGAAUGGGACGGAGGACAGCACUAAUGAUAUAGCCAAUCUCCUGGGAAUGCUGGAUCCCUGGUAUGAGCGGAACACUCUGAGCCUGCUGGAGCUUCCGGUUAAUGUGGUGUGCCAGCAAACAUCAAGGAUUGAGUCGGACUUGUCUGAAGGUGCUGGUGAGGGGCGUUUACCGAUAUUUGCGGACCUGGUGCUCUAUUACUGUCGUCAUGCCGCCCGCCCUGCCCUCAUUCAGCUCUAUCAAGCAGAGUUGACACUGGCUGGAGGAGAGAGACGGACUGAGGUGUUUAUUCACUCUCUGGAGCUCGGACACACAGCUGGAACAAGAGCCAUCAAGGCCAUGGGUGCUGCAAGUAAGCGUUUUGGCAUUGAUGGAGACCGUGAAGCUGUUCCUUUAUCACUUGAAGUUACUUACAACCAAAUACGCAUCAGUGGCAGAAGUCAGAAGACGAGGACCGAGAAGUCCUGCACCUCUAUAAACCUGCUAAAGGCCUGCAGGAAUCUUGAGGAACUAGAUUCUAAAAUGGAGUGCCUUCAUUUGACAAUGACAGAAGUGCUGAAGAGACAAAACUCUAAAUCAAAGAAAGGCUACAAUCAGCAACUGACCACCACACAGGUAAAGGUGGAUAAGGUUCAGGUUAGUGGAACUUCCAGCACCACCUUCGCAGUUUGUCUGGACCAAGAUGAGAAGAAAAUUUUACAGAGUGUGACCAGGUGUGAGGUAUCAGUUUGCUAUAAACCGGAUAGUUUGACUGACUGGACGAAAGGAAGGGCGUUCUCCUCUCAGACUCAGCCUCUGCAGUCAACCUUCUGCUCUCUGCUUUGUCUCCCCGUUGCCACUUUCAGUGGACCUCAGCCCUGAACCCAGAGACUAUGCUUGACCCUAGGAGUCCAGCCUAAUAGACGUUCAUCUACAUAGUUUACCACUUCCUCUUGUAAACUACAACUCUGCAUAUCGACUCGCAAAAAAAAAAAAAGCUAAGAUACACUUUUGGGUUGAAGUGCUCUUUUAUUAUGCUUGUGAGCAUCAUGUGUAUGUACAGUGGGUGUUGUUUUCUUCAAAUGUCUGAGAUGAGGAUAACUGGCUGUUUAGCCUGAGGUACAUCCUGCUGAAUAUAAUUCACUGGACAAGCUGAGACAAUCCUUGUGGACUUAUGACCAACACCUAAAUCAGGUUAUGAAUCAAAACCUGAGUCAUCCAUAAUUAAAGGUUUGGUACUUUGAGAGGGAUGUUAUUACUGGAUUGAUCUGGAACUGGGCUUGUCCUGGCUUUUAUACAACCAGCAAAAUACUCUUGUUAAUGAACAUAUUAACCACCAUUUAAAUAAGCACUGUGGACGAUGUAAAAAUAUGUUUGUAUGUAUGACAGAAUUAUUUUAUGUAGCUAUAAUCUAAAUUCUCAGGAUAUAUAUAUAUAUAUGUCACACACACACACAUUCCUUUACAAAGUGGUGCCUCAGAUUUUAGUCCUUAAAAAUCUAAUGUAUUCUGUGAUUAUUUUUUGUAAAUAUUUGUAUAUCAGAUUAGUAUAUUAGAUUUUUGCUGUAUUGUGACUUUUUAAAACAGUCUGAAACCUGUCUGCUUUUAAUACCUCUUAUUGUAGUUUGGUCUGUUUGCCAGCAGAGGUCCUUAUAAACUAGUUCUUGAGUUUUAUCUUGUGGCUGCUGGAGGCUGAACAGUGGUGAAUCAAAUAAACACCUCCAUCACUGGCAGAGCAAAACCCAAACAGUUCAGAAAAUGUGCCAUGAUACUGGCACUGUUUGCACGUGCAACAAACUGAAUCUUUUCAUUUCUUUCUUUCUAACAUGUUUAUAUCUGUCCUCUAUAGAAUGAUCUGAGUUACUGUCGAAACAAUCGUUUUCUCCUCUGGUUGCGUUUGAAACACUUUAACGUUGUAUAUAUUUUAACAAGAUAAGGAAACAGAGGAGUACAAUGUACAUAUUUAUGUGUUUCUUAUUAAAAAAUUCUAUUUUGAGCGAGUUGAGGGAUUUUACUCUUUCUCAGGGGCAGAUUGUUUUUAAAUAAUGUUUGUUGGACUUUGUAAAUACAUUCUAUUUGUGAUAAUACUACAUUUUGUUUUGUGACAACUUGAUGGAGGGAAUGUUGUGGGUACAGACUAAUGACCAGUGCUACUGAUAUGUACUGUACACUGUUAUGCAAAAUGUCUUUUUUUAACAUUUCUGUCAUCCUGGCAUCCCAGAGAACUAAAGCGGUACUUUCCAUCUGGCUUGUAUUAAUAAAGUGCAUUCAGUGGC
Molecule: messenger RNA, 4276 nt
Organism: Carassius auratus (goldfish)
Lineage: Eukaryota; Metazoa; Chordata; Actinopteri; Cypriniformes; Cyprinidae
Product: phosphoinositide 3-kinase regulatory subunit 5-like
Exons: 18
Coding region: 262-2883 (873 amino acids)
Biological process (GO): positive regulation of MAP kinase activity; G protein-coupled receptor signaling pathway
Cellular component (GO): phosphatidylinositol 3-kinase complex, class IB
Molecular function (GO): 1-phosphatidylinositol-3-kinase regulator activity
Source: RefSeq, a predicted model, not a curated record